AUGUUUCAGAAGAGAGAAGAAAUAGAUAACAAUAAUAUCAAUAUGACAGCCGUUGCAAGACUGCGGGAGCUCCUUGCCCAGGAAGACAAAAUAGUCGUCUGUCCGGGCGUGUACGAUGGGUUUACGGCAAGAAUUGCUUUAAGUGCAGGAUUUGAUUGUUUAUACAUGACAGGUGCUGGCACGACCAUGUCAAAACUUGGUAUGGCAGACUUGGGAAUCGCUACCUUGAACGACAUGAGGGAAAACGCUGGAAUGAUAUCAAGCCUCGAUAGAAGGAUCCCCGUUAUUGCAGAUGCGGAUACCGGCUUCGGCGGCCCUUUAAUGGUCGGCCGCACGAUCGAACAAUACAUGCAAGCGGGAGUUGCAGCCCUCCACCUCGAAGACCAAGUGGUGAACAAGAGAUGCGGCCACCUUUCCAAUAAGGAGAUUGUGGACGAGGAGACCUAUAUCACGCGGAUCAGAGCCGCCGUAAACGCUCGAGCGCAGACACAUGGCGAUAUAGUGAUCAUAGCCCGGACGGACGCCUUGCAGUCUCUCGGCUAUGAAGCAGCAGUAUCCCGCUUGAAGAAAGCCAUUGCCAUUGGAGCCGAUGUUGCUUUUCUCGAGGGCUUCACGUCCGUUGAAGAGGGCAGGCGAGUUUGUGCUGAGUUGGCACCUACGCCCGUCCUGCUGAAUAUGGUGGCGGGAGGAGUAACUCCGAAUUUCACCGUCGCGGAAGCAAAGGAGGCAGGCUUUAGGAUUAUUAUUUAUGCUGCGUUUGCAUUGGGGCCGGUAUUUGGUGCUGUUUCGGCGGCGGCGAAGGAGCUGAAAGAGACUGGGGAUCUUAAAGCUGCGGACUUGGAUGGGAAAAGGCCGAGGGAUAUAUUUACUGUUUGUGGAUUGAAUGAAGCUAUUGCGUUUGAUGUGGCUGCGGGAGGUAAAUUAUACGCGAAGGGGGUCUGA
Messenger RNA from Lachnellula hyalina, 942 nucleotides. Its product is annotated as Carboxyvinyl-carboxyphosphonate phosphorylmutase. NCBI's taxonomy places the organism in Eukaryota, Fungi, Ascomycota, Leotiomycetes, Helotiales, Lachnaceae. Gene Ontology annotation, molecular function: catalytic activity. The record is from RefSeq and is a predicted model, not a curated record. The coding region runs from base 1 to 942 and encodes 313 amino acids. The transcript has 3 exons.